GCUCGCUUUCCCUCUUCGGACUGUUUAUACAGAAGGACGUGCUUGUUUUGUGUCGGUGUCGUUCUGUUUCUUUUCUUAAGUCGUCUGUAAAACUACAAAAUUUUACUUUAUAAUGUUGAAAAAAAAGUUAGAUUUUCAGCGAUGACAGAAGAAUAUGGCAGAGAACGAUCUUGCCGCGUUCAGGGAGCGUUGGAAACGAGAGUUGUCGAGUAAAAAGGGGGAGCAACGACUGGUUUGUGCGCCUUCCUCUUCCCGGGAUAUUGAUGAUCAGUUAGGCCAGAGAGACUUAAAAAAUCUUAACAAGGCCGAUAGUCAUUCAAAGCCAGAAGAAGAUGGUUGCACUGAGCAUGUUCGUGUAGGGGGAAAACCUGCUGCUGUUGCUGCUGCCGCAGAGACAGAGGAUCAGCCUCAGUAUGUGUCCAUUGCAAGUAGUUUGCUGGAUGGAAGGACCAGCCCUCUGUUGGACAGAAUUCAGGAGGAGAGGAGCAGGAGAAAGAGGCAAUAUCAUAACAUGACUAAUGUCUGCAGCGCAUCCUUGCAGCAGCAGCCUCAGGGAAAGGUCAAGAAAGAAGAAGAGCUGGUAGACCAACUCAUUCAGGACCUGAAUGAAGUCAAUGACAUUCCCUUCUUUGAUAUUGAGUUGCCGUAUGAGAUAGCUUUGAAGAUAUUCCAAUAUCUCAACUGUGCAGAACUAGGCCGAUGUGCCCAGGUGAGCAGGGCAUGGAGAGUCCUUGCAGAGGACUCCGUUCUGUGGUUCAAGUUGUGCGUGAGGGAGGGUUACCAUCAGAAUGCCAGCAUGUCUGACUCGCCCUGCUGGAAGAGUAUGCUGCGAGACUGCAGGAACUCUUCUAAAACGGUGCGCUUCAACUGGAAGAAUCGAGUGGGAUCCAUCAGCCAGCUGCAGUUCGAGUUGGGGAAGGUGCUGUGUGACGUCAGCUCCUAUGACAACUUCGUCUUAGCUGGGUACACGUCUGGUGAUGUGAGGCUGUGGGAUACCCUCCACUGGGACUCAACGGCUUCGUACCUGAAGGCCAAUAGUCUGUCUGCUAACACUGAGCCGAGACCACAUGUUAGUCACGUCCAGGUCAACGGCACGCUGGCUGCUGCUGCGUAUGAAGAUGGCUGUGUAGACCUGUGGAGCACAGAGACAGGUGGGGAACCCAUCUACCACUACCAGACUCCAGGGAGGAUCCAGGUUCUGUCCCUAAGCCCUGACAGUCCUGUCCUGAUCUCUGCCACUGGAUCAGAUGUUCGGCUUGACUGCGCAAAAGACUGUGGCUACUGGACGACAGUAUGCCAGACUCAGCUACCCAAGACUGUAGAGAGCAUGACUUUAGUCCCAGGUAGGGACCAGCAAAGCCCGUUGGCAGCUCUGGCAGCAGGAGAGUCCAUGUACCUGUUGGACCCACAGGAGGAGGAGCCAUUGAUGCUCCACUCAGUCUAUGGUCAUCCUGUUACCUGCUUGGAUGCCUCAGAAUCCCAUGUUGCAUUUGGGGUGAAGCGCACAGGCUGGGCCAUGCAUGACGGAGGGAACAAGAUCCACAUCUACAGCCUGGAGACGCGCAAACCGACAGUUUCUGUCGGCAACUCACCGGGAGAUUUCACUUGCAUCAACCUGAGAGACAGCUCUCCUCAUCUGCUGGUGUGUGGGAACAAAGACAGGAGGGUGAGGGUGUUCGACCUAAGAGCCGGCUCUUCUGUCGCAUCUCUGUACGCCCACCACUUGGGGGUCACCUCUGUGCAAGCGGAUGACUGGAAGAUUGUGAGCGGCGGAGGCGAGGGAUUGGUGUGUGUCUGGGAGAUGAGGAUGGGAGCAAAGCUAUGGGAGAUGCACAACAGGCAUCCUGUAAGGCAUGUACGCUUCAACACCAGCACUCUGGUAACAGCCAACAUCCCUGAUGACAAGUCGCCACGGGGGGCCUGCAUCACAGAUGAUGACCUAACAGCUCAUCGCAGACACAGAGGAGUCAUCUGCCACUAUGACUUCUCUGAGGACGCCCUGUCACAGGAUCACAUCCUGCCCAUCUGCAGGUCUGACUACAUAGAGUCUUAUGGCUACAACUACAACAUCAACCUAGCAGUGCCUUAUGACAGGCUGUCUGGUUCCCAUCCAUCCCAAUGACACGCAGUUUUCCAGACUGCAAAUGGACUUAAUUGACUGCAAUUGAAAAGACAGUAAAAUUUAUCAGUUUAAACUCUGUCCUUUUAUUUAACAGGUCCUCUUUCAUCAUCCUGAUCAAAUCAAGGCUAUUAAAAUGUAGUAGUGUCGGUGUAUUGUAUAUAACUGUUGCAUAGGUAUUUCUAUGUUAUUGCUGAAUCUAGCUGCCCGAUGAAACACUGGGUUUGAUGUAGUCCAACAUCACAGGAAUAUAGUCAUUUUAUCUCAUUUACUAUAUGCAAAUCAUUUUAAUAUU
Molecule: messenger RNA, 2414 nt
Organism: Pelmatolapia mariae (spotted tilapia)
Lineage: Eukaryota; Metazoa; Chordata; Actinopteri; Cichliformes; Cichlidae
Gene: fbxw8
Product: F-box and WD repeat domain containing 8
Exons: 11
Coding region: 155-2122 (655 amino acids)
Molecular function (GO): protein binding
Source: RefSeq, a predicted model, not a curated record